This is a messenger RNA of Trichogramma pretiosum, 990 nucleotides long. Its product is annotated as coenzyme Q-binding protein COQ10, mitochondrial. The transcript is spliced from 4 exons. Gene Ontology annotation, cellular component: mitochondrion. NCBI's taxonomy places the organism in Eukaryota, Metazoa, Arthropoda, Insecta, Hymenoptera, Trichogrammatidae. The record is from RefSeq and is a predicted model, not a curated record. Gene Ontology annotation, molecular function: ubiquinone binding. Gene Ontology annotation, biological process: ubiquinone biosynthetic process; cellular respiration. Bases 200 to 769 code for a protein of 189 amino acids.
AAGCCACUGACUCAGUUGCAGAAGUCGCAAAUGUCAUGAAAGCUUGAGUUUUGUAUAUCAUUCUUUAUUUGGUAAAACAACAUGAUCGAUGACUUUUUACGAUUCUUCAUCGAAAUUGAUAAUUUUAAUCCAUUGGGGCGUCUUCUGAAUAAUAUCAAUAGAUAACGAUACUAGAUAUAUUGCUGAAUAGUUCUUCAUUAUGUACAGGUAUACUGCAAUUUUAGACAAUUUAACCCAUCAUCUAAAGGACAAGAAAAGCAUAAGAUAUGCUUUUUCCACAUGGGAUCAGAGUAGAACAAAAGAAUACGAAGGGAGAAAGCUCAUAGGGUUCUCCAUGGAACAAAUAUUUGAUGUUGUGUCCGAUGUAGCUAGUUAUAAAAAUUUCUUGCCAUUUUGUAAAAAGUCUGAUGUGAUCUUAAAACAACCAGAGUUUUUGAAAGCCAACUUAGUCAUAGGUUUUCCACCACUCAAAGAGAGCUAUGUGUCAAAUGUGACCAUGUUAUAUCCUCAGUUAGUAAAGGCCGAAUGUACAGAUGGAAAACUUUUUAAUCACCUCAAUACUCUUUGGAUUUUCACACCUGGUUUAAAAAAUAAUCCUCAAUCCUGUGUGAUUGAUUUCUCGUUGUCGUUUGAAUUCAAAUCAUGGAUUCAUUCUCACUUAUCUAAUUUAGUUUUUAAUGAAAUUGUACGACAAAUGGAAAAUGCUUUUAUUGAAGAAGCUCACAGACGAUAUGGCAAGCCAAGUAUCAAAACUGUUAGAUUGGAAUGACGAUAUACAUGCAUAUAAAUUUUUAUUGUAAGAGAAUCUUUUAGCUAAUUUUUGACAAUGUUGAAUUUUUAUUUUUGUGAUGUACAUUUAUGCAACAAUAAUUUUUAUAAAAGUGUUAUUUUACAGAUGUUUUCAACCUUGUUAACAAUGUGAAAAACUUUAUGUUAUUAAAAAAACUAACUUGUGAAAUAAAAAAAACUUGUACAUAAUGCAAAUGAAAA